Acanthamoeba castellanii str. Neff is the source of this 1245-nucleotide messenger RNA. RefSeq lists its product as uncharacterized. The transcript has 10 exons. The coding region runs from base 1 to 1245 and encodes 414 amino acids. NCBI's taxonomy places the organism in Eukaryota, Discosea, Longamoebia, Acanthamoebidae. The record is from RefSeq and is a predicted model, not a curated record. Gene Ontology annotation, biological process: vesicle-mediated transport.
AUGGGCGAGGAGGACGCCACGCUGGCGUAUCAGCUGGAAGCGCUCUACCGCGCCUUCCGCUUCUACAACGGCUCCUUCGCCGAUGUGUUCGAGCAAUACAAGAACAGCUCACGUCGCGAGCUGCAGCAGAAGUUUAGGGAGAUGGGAUCGCUGCUGAUCCCGCUCCUGCAGUCUCUUCAGAAGAACAUCAUGCGCGCCUUCGAUCCUCUGCCCUACACCGAGCUGCCUGGCCGAGGAAACACGUAUCGCUACUUCCUGACGGCCUCGCAGCUGCUGAACGACAUCAAGGCCAACCCGCUCAACCUUGGCGGGGUCCUGUUCUGGGACAAGAGUGUCCUCUGCACACACCUGGAUGUCGACACAACUCGUUGGAUUCUCAAUCUGGUGGUGAUCAUGGCGAGUUCGAGGCGAAGGGACACAGGGAAGCGAGUCCAGCACAUCGACGAUGCCGAGCGUUCCUCGCACCACCCCUUCAUGUCCAAGGAGGCCCUCCACGGCCUGCGCAAGAACCGCGACACGGAGCCGGCCCGCAGCUCAGCUCCGCCCUCGUCGAGCAGCGCCCCGCCCGGCGGCGGCAGCGGAAACGCCUCACCGGGUCCCGGCGACAAGGGCGGCCAGCGCGCCUCGUCUUCCUCCAGCAUUCCGACCCAGCGCGCCGUUCGGCUCCCUGAGGUGAUGACGAAGGAGCACGAGGACGGCGAAUAUGUGGGUCUCUACAUCAUUUGCCUGCAGCACAUAUCGCUCGCUGUCGUGAUGAACCAGUCCGCCCUGUACGAUACGCGCCACACGAACUCCAUCAAACUGUGCUUUUCGGAGCUCCUCUCGAUGGAGCAGAACUUUGCCCGCGCCUGCAAGUCCAGCCCUCCGACCCGCCGGUUAGCCCACGCCGUUUGCGUCAAAAAGCCCGCCAGCCCCGUGGACAACGGGCCCAAGCAGUACAACUUCCUCACAUACGAGAAGCUCACAUGCAUGGCCAAGGGCACGGCGCCGACGGCCCAGAAGGAGGUGGACCGAAGCUUCCUGCAGAUGACGGCCAAGGCCCACAACAUGUUCAUGAAGGACCCCUCCGUGUCCCAGGUGUUGAUGCGGGACAACAACGGGGCGGUCUACUGCCGUCGCACGCUGGGCAAGGAGGUGUACUACCAGCAGUUCCAGCAGCAGAAGACCCACUACGAGUUCAUCCACCGCAUCGAGAAGACCGUGCGCACCAACCUGCAGGAGGAACACAACAUCACCGUACUCUGA